Molecule: messenger RNA, 675 nt
Organism: Colletotrichum scovillei
Lineage: Eukaryota; Fungi; Ascomycota; Sordariomycetes; Glomerellales; Glomerellaceae
Exons: 1
Coding region: 1-675 (224 amino acids)
Source: RefSeq, a predicted model, not a curated record
AUGGAGAUUCCACCACUUCCAACUACCGUCGUGCUACAUCUUCCCAGCGUCACCCAUCACAUCCGACAUCGACCCGACCAACUUUAUGUUUGGGGUUUCUAUCUUUACCGGACAACCUACCGCGACCAGGCGUUAUGGGAGCGCUACGUCACGUACUUACGCGAAUGCAUGCUGGGAGACAUCUCAUAUGAUGCAAACGCUACCUAUAUUCGGCCCUACCAUCGCCUGUCAAUAGUCGAAGACCCCGAACUCGACGGCAUGUCGAUCUGGAACGUCAUGCUGCGGUUUCAAUCUUGGGUUGGAGGUCUAUCUCAUAGUGCCGACCCGGAGCAAGAAAUUCCGAUUAUCGAAAAACGCGACCACAGUCGCUUCGGUUACUGCCUGAUUGUCGACGAUGACUGUUUAAGAUCUUUCGAAGCACAGACUGGGAAGCCCACAAUCAACAGCGUCUACAUCAAGGCCGUUGAUUGCCGGCCAUUUGCUCGCCACUCCUCAGAUGAUGGAGGCGAUGACACGGGUAGCGGUAAACAUGAUCAAGAGGAUGAGGACUCGAGUUGGAUGCUUGUAAGCUGUAAUUUUGUAUGGCCUCUCUACGAUAUGCUGGACUCUGGAUUUGAGUGGGAAAGGCAAUCUCGCUCCGUCCGGUACCCCAAAAAGCGUCCAUGGGAUGGCUGA